This is a messenger RNA of Parnassius mnemosyne (clouded apollo), 201 nucleotides long. Lineage: Eukaryota; Metazoa; Arthropoda; Insecta; Lepidoptera; Papilionidae. The record is from the annotation of a GenBank genome assembly.
AUGACCCGAAGACAUUUCGUUAACUAUAUUAAGCAGGGCAGUUGCCCCAAGGAUCCCAAGGGUCCCUGGUUAUGCACUCACACUUGCACCACGGAUUCUGAUUGUCUGCGAGCGCUGAAGUGCUGUCCCAACAGAUGUGGUGUACUUACCUGUCAGAUGCCGAGAUUUCAGGACGUUGAUAACAGCUUGAGUCUAAAUUAG